Molecule: messenger RNA, 2164 nt
Organism: Thermothelomyces thermophilus ATCC 42464
Lineage: Eukaryota; Fungi; Ascomycota; Sordariomycetes; Sordariales; Chaetomiaceae
Exons: 4
Coding region: 300-2126 (608 amino acids)
Molecular function (GO): RNA binding
Source: RefSeq, a predicted model, not a curated record
GCGAUAACAAGCGAUAAGCGAAUUUUCGGCACUUUUGGAACCCUCCUUGCCGGAUGCGCGGCGCUCGGAAGGAGCAGCGCUGCGUCUGCGAGGAAAACUGUAAGAGAAGCGAAAAAAAUAAACCAGCGGAGAAAGAACUCGCAUAUCUCCAUAUGUUUCUGCACCAUCAGGCAGGACAGUAACGCAACUCAAUUCGAGAGACGGCAAUUUUGCUUGCAUCAUUCAACCCCGCGUACGCGAGUUCGCUGUGCUCAACUCGGAGCUUAAGCUCGCCCUUCUGAGUGCGACCAAACAGCAAAAUGGCCAAAGGCAAACCCGGCUUGUCAGCCGCAUUUAAGGCGAUUGACCCCGCUUUGGACGCCUUGUUUUCCCAAAGUGCUGGAGCCGUCAAGACCCCCCCAAAAUCCCGCUAUGCAGAUCUGCUCCCGCAGAAGCCUAAAACGGCCUCGAAGGGCGAGGAAGACGAGGAAGAUAAAGACAAUUCCGAGAACGAGGAAUCGGAAGCUCCCGAGGAGGAACUUGAGGAGGAAUCCGGUGCCGAGUCAGAUGCUAGUAUGCCAUACGAAGAGGAGGACGAGAGCGAGAACGAGGACGACAGUGAUAACGAGGAGGAAGACGGAGAGGUGUCCGGCAAAGAUGAGUCGGAGGUCGACGGCGAGGCCGAUGCUUCGAGCGUGGAUGACGAGGCCGCAGCCGCUGAAAUCAUGGAGAGGGCUGUUUCAGGUGACAAACACCAGAAUGAGGGCCGGAAGCGGAAGCGGAAGCAACGAGACGACGAUGAAGCUCUUGAGGCCGAUUACUUGGAGCGCCUCACGAACGAAGAGAAGCCAUCCGUGAAGCGUCGCAAGGCGGACGCGAUAGCAGACAACAAAGCGGUUUCGGCAACGUCUUCUCCCGAAGAGGAGGACGAUGAUGAAUCUGGAGAUGAUGUGCCCGUUCACGAAUCGAUCGCCGCCGAUCCCACAGCGGCCGAACUAGAGAAGGCGAACCGCACUGUCUUCCUCAGUAACGUCUCGGUUGAAGCGAUCAAGUCACGCAAGGCUAAGAAGACGCUGCUCCGUCACCUGUCGUCUGUCCUCGACAAAAACGCGGAUCCGCCUCAGAAAGUAGAGUCCAUCCGAUUCCGUUCGACUCCCUUCCAGUCGGCCGGUAUACCGAAACGCGCGGCGUACAUCAAGAAGGAGGUUCUGGAGGCUACCACGAAAUCCACGAACGCCUACGUCGUCUACAGCACCACUGCGGCUUCUCGGCUCGCAGUGGCGCAGCUCAAUGGCACCAUCGUGCUUGACCGGCACCUCAGGGUCGACAGCGUGGCUCACCCGGCACCCAUUGACCAUCGCCGCUGCGUCUUCGUCGGCAAUCUGGGUUUCGUCGAUGACGAGACUGUGUAUAACACCAAGAUCGACGAGGAGGGCAAGGAAGUAGUUGUGAAGCGCAAGCGGACCAAGACACCCAUGGACGUGGAAGAAGGACUGUGGCGCGUCUUCGGGGAAGAAGCGGGCAAAGUCGAAAGUGUUCGCGUCGUAAGGGAUCCUGUCACUCGCGUGGGUAAAGGCUUUGCCUAUGUUCAGUUUUACGACGGCAACGCGGUCGAGUCCGCCAUCCUCCUCAAUGGCAAGAAGUUUCCGCCCAUGCUCCCGCGCGAGCUGCGCGUCAGCCGCUGCAAGGCCCCGCACAAGACGGCCCGCGCAAUGGAAGCCCGCAUGAGCGCCAAGCUGGACAAGAAGAAGGGCGGCCGCAAGGCCAAUGGCACCGACGCCGCCAGCUACGUUCCCAAAUUGACCGCCGAGGCCCAGACCCUCGCCGGCCGCGCGAGCAAACUGCUCGGCCGGUUCGGCGCGGCGAAGCUCACCGGCAAGCCCGCCGGCCCGGUCAACAAGAAGAGACAGGCGCGGAAGGAGCGGUUCUUGAACGGCGGCGGCACAGAAGGCGGCGAGAACGGCGGGAUCAAGGCGCCCGAGCAAUUCGUCUUUGAGGGGAAGCGAGCGAGCGCGAGGGACGGCAAGCCCAGGGACCUCAAGUUCAAGAAGACAAAGUCCAAGGCGGCCAAGGCUAAGCCCAAAGCUUCUAAGAAGAAGAAGAAGGCCAAGGCCAAGGCCGGGAAGGCCGGGAAGGCCGGGAAGUAAGUAGCACUUGGUAGUGUGAGGGCGAACUUGCGGUCGCU